AUGGGAGCAGUACUUUCGAGACGUGCUGCGAGUAUUUCCGGAGAAACCGCCCUGUCCUCGGAGAGAAGUACAACCGCGGACGAGUGGUUCGACGCCACAAGUAGCUCUGCGGCGGCUACGAACGAGGGUGCGGCAGAUCCUUCCUGGUAUUGGUACGCCAGCGUGACGCCAGGACGCCUCAGGCUGAUUGUAUACCACUACCUGACUGUGAACUACCAGAUGAACUUCGUGGAUUUCAACACUGGCGCUACGCAGCACAUAGAGAGCCGCUGGCAGAAGUUUAAGAGGAUGGCAAAGCAGAAGUGCGGCAUCAACAACAGCAGCUACGCGGACUACCUCAAAGAAUUUCUUUGGAGGAAGAUGUUUGGCAAGCAUGAGGAGUCGCUCUACAAUUUCUGGAGGCAGGUGGCUGAUUUAUAUCCAGUCUCCUGUUGA
Messenger RNA from Cylicostephanus goldi, 435 nucleotides. The record is from the annotation of a GenBank genome assembly. NCBI's taxonomy places the organism in Eukaryota, Metazoa, Nematoda, Chromadorea, Rhabditida, Strongylidae.